CAUCACCCCAAAGGUGGGAAAUGGAACGUGGAACUCCGGGGAAUUUGAGAGGUGACGGGGCUGUACCUCGACCGGCUGCACGUCCAUGGUUUUUCGCCGCCGGCUCCCAGCCACCAUCUCCUCGUCCUCCUCCUCCUCCUCCUCCUCCUCAUCGCCGGGCUUAAGCUCGGCCGCGGUGGGGGCGGCAAAAACGUUCUCCAAGCUAGGACGGUUCCUUUUGCGGACCGACACCCGCCGGCGGAUGCGGGAACAACCUUCAUCCAUGGCAGGGGCUGGGGGCCCUGCCCGAACGUCGUUCCGCGUGAUCCAGCCGCCAAACCCCAGUGAAGGGGUGAGCGCAGCAACAGGGGGAGGGUAGCAACAGGCGGAAACUACGCUCGCCUCUCCAUCCACCUUUGAGAAGGAUCACAAACCAAUUGUCGGGGCUUUGGGGCCGGAAGCGGAGGCACAGACGCAGGAGCCCGCCCUCUCUUCGUCCAAUCCGUUCGCCUUCGGAACCUUUGAACCGAGUAUUUGGGCCAACAGGGGAAGCAUACCGGAAGUGACUUGUCCAGACGAUUUGGAAAAAGGAAAGGAAGAGGAGGAGCAACGAACCAUGGCAGCUAUGGUAGCCCUUUGCAGUGGGCUAGGAAGGAGAACGUUAAUGCACUUCGUAACGGCUGCUGUCUGCCUCACAGAUUCUGGGACUCAUGCAGUGCUGUGGAGAAGAAGUUGUUCACAGUAUAAACAGGUAACCAGCAAUGAGGACCUGCCUUAUCCAAUGGAAAAUCCUUAUAAGGAGCCUCUGAAAAAAUGUAUCUUGUGUGGAAAACGUGUAGAUUAUAAGAAUGUACAGCUUUUAUCCCAGUUUAUUUCUCCAUUUACUGGAUGCAUUUAUGGAAGGCACAUAACAGGUCUUUGUGGGAAGAAACAAAAAGAAAUCACAAAAGCAAUUAAGAGAGCUCAAAUAAUGGGGUUUAUGCCAGUUACAUACAAGGAUCCUGCAUAUCUCAAAGACCCUAAAGUUUGUAACAUCAAAUACAGGGAGUAAAUUCUAUAAAGUUUUCAUCAAUAAAUUUAUUUUACAGUUGUGUGGUGGUAA
Eubalaena glacialis (North Atlantic right whale) is the source of this 1081-nucleotide messenger RNA. It is a transcript of the gene MRPS18C, whose product is annotated as mitochondrial ribosomal protein S18C. Gene Ontology annotation, biological process: mitochondrial translation. Gene Ontology annotation, molecular function: small ribosomal subunit rRNA binding; structural constituent of ribosome. The record is from RefSeq and is a predicted model, not a curated record. Gene Ontology annotation, cellular component: mitochondrial small ribosomal subunit; ribosome. Lineage: Eukaryota; Metazoa; Chordata; Mammalia; Artiodactyla; Balaenidae. The transcript has 7 exons. Bases 596 to 1030 code for a protein of 144 amino acids.